Messenger RNA from Glarea lozoyensis ATCC 20868, 915 nucleotides. Its product is annotated as S-adenosyl-L-methionine-dependent methyltransferase. Gene Ontology annotation, cellular component: eRF1 methyltransferase complex. Gene Ontology annotation, molecular function: S-adenosylmethionine-dependent methyltransferase activity; nucleic acid binding; protein methyltransferase activity. The record is from RefSeq and is a predicted model, not a curated record. The transcript has a single exon. Gene Ontology annotation, biological process: methylation. NCBI's taxonomy places the organism in Eukaryota, Fungi, Ascomycota, Leotiomycetes, Helotiales, Helotiaceae. The coding region runs from base 1 to 915 and encodes 304 amino acids.
AUGUGGUGGGUGGAUGACGAUGAUGAAAUGAUGCCUCGGCUGGUCCCGAGAAAUGUUCAGCCUUAUGGUUCACAAGAUUUUCAAAAAGUCGGAAGUCGAUGGAAUUACAAGUUGAUACGACCAAAGGAAAUUAUGUUGCCCACGCCUUCUACUGAUCAUGUAUCGUUUGAUCGUGUAUACGAGCCAGCAGAGGAUUCAUAUUUACUCUUAGAUACCCUGUCUUCUGAGACUGAGAAGACCUUUCUGAGAGAUCGAUUUUGUCAAACGCCAGACUCUCCACUAGCAAACUCUCCAUCACCGUUGAUCGUCGAGAUCGGGUCUGGUUCAGGAGUGGUCUUGUCAUUCGUUCAUGCCCAUGCUGAGACGAUAUUUGGGAGAGCAGAUAUACUCACUGCCGGAGUGGAUGUGAACCUGCACGCCUGCAAGGCUACAAUUGAGACUGUUAGUGUUGCUGGAAAAGAACAGGAUGGUCUUGAAAAAUCUCAUGGGUGUUAUUUGGGGAAUAUUUCAGCGGACCUGACAACUGCUCUUAAGAUCCGGGAAGUCGAUGUCUUGAUUUUCAAUCCUCCAUAUGUGCCAACUCCAGAUCUACCAGCAUUGAUACACGAAGAAAAUCUUAGUUCAUACGACACCGACUCUCAUUUAUUAUCUCUAUCAUAUGCAGGUGGAGAAGACGGGAUGGAAGUUACAAAUCGACUGCUAGCCGCUCUUCCAGAAGUACUAAGCUCACAGCGUGGUGUUGCAUUCAUCCUCUUAUGUGCCCAAAACAAGCCCGAACUAGUCAAAAAAGAGAUCCGAGCAUGGGGAAACGAAUGGAAAGUCGAGACAGUAGGAAGCAGCGGGAAAAAAGCAGGCUGGGAAAAGCUGCAAAUACUCAGAAUAUACCGGGCAUCUUCCUCCAUCACAAAUCAAUAA